AGAACAGAGCCCAACUUUAUUUUUACUCUCUCCUCUUUUUUUUUUAAUUUCUUUUUCCUUUUCCGGAUGGUGGUGGUUUGGGUUCUUCUGCGAAAUGUGCUACUUGUCUGCUGUCUAUUGUAUCCCUGCGGCCUGCAAACUGCAAUUGAGAUUGGUUGUUGUUGGUAAUUGGCAUCCGGCUUCCCUCCUCCUCGUCCUCCACAGAAGGCGAGGGAAGAUACCGAAAAACAGAGAGAAUGGUGAUGUGGGUAUUUGGGUAUGGUUCCCUGAUCUGGAAAGCUGGGUUCAACUACGACGAUCGCCUCGUUGGUUUUGUCAAAGGCUAUCGCCGCGUCUUUUACCAAGGCAGCACUGACCACAGAGGCACUCCAGAGUUCCCAGGAAGAACCGUCACUUUGGAGCCUGCUGAUGGCGAAUUUUGCUGGGGAGUUGCAUACAAGAUCUCGGGCAAAGAAGAUGAAGAUACUGCACUGACUCAUCUUGAAGUUAGGGAGAAGCAGUACGAUGAGAAGGCCUACCUUGAUUUCUUCACCGAUCCAACAGCUACAACUCCUGCAAUUCCCGGUGUAAUGGUGUACAUAGGUUCUCCAGACAAGAAGAGAAACACAAACUACUUGGGGCCUGCACCCAUGGAAGACAUAGCCAAACAAAUUGUUGAAGCUGAAGGCCCCUCGGGACCUAACAGAGAAUACCUUUUUAAACUGGAAGCAGCGCUUCUUGAGAUUGGAUGCAAGGACAAACAUGUCAUGGAACUUGCAAGCAAGGUACGAGCAAUUCUUUUGGAGAAUGAAUGAUCGACUCAAAGCUGCUUCUCUCCACAUUUGUUUUUACCCUAAAUUAAAAGGAGUUUGUAGGUCGGUAUUAUAGACCCCCGAGCCGGUAUUGGCUGAUAGAUAUCAUAUGCUGCCUCGAGCCGAUGAAUUUUUUGGUGGGCAUAUUUUACUUUACGGGUGGCUUGGAUGAUGAAAUAGGGCGAUUGAUCCAUGGAAAAUGGUUUAAAUUCCAUGCAAACCGGAAAAGAAUGAUUUGUUUGUCCAUGUUUUAAAGCAACUACCGAGUCCACAUUCUAUGGAGAUUGGGUUAAUAUUUCGUGGAGGGAAAGGAUCUCACCAUCUGAUAUUGAGUUCAAAAGUUGUUGACAAAGCUUUUGCUUUGAACACUUUGAAGAGCUGGUUGUUUUCAUUACAUCUCGAGCUUAUAUAGCUCAAGUUUUGUGGUUACAACUUACAAGCCACCGUUGAGAUUUACGGUUUAGGCGAAACUUGGGAAUGAAGUACAAGCCGAAAGAGAAAAGUGAACAAAUUAAGAUAACU
This is a messenger RNA of Linum tenue, 1313 nucleotides long. The record is from the annotation of a GenBank genome assembly. NCBI's taxonomy places the organism in Eukaryota, Viridiplantae, Streptophyta, Magnoliopsida, Malpighiales, Linaceae.